Messenger RNA from Polyodon spathula (Mississippi paddlefish), 6360 nucleotides. RefSeq names its product transient receptor potential cation channel subfamily M member 6-like. Gene Ontology annotation, biological process: protein phosphorylation; monoatomic cation transmembrane transport; protein tetramerization. Gene Ontology annotation, molecular function: protein serine/threonine kinase activity; monoatomic cation channel activity; ATP binding. NCBI's taxonomy places the organism in Eukaryota, Metazoa, Chordata, Actinopteri, Acipenseriformes, Polyodontidae. The record is from RefSeq and is a predicted model, not a curated record. Gene Ontology annotation, cellular component: apical plasma membrane. The transcript is spliced from 39 exons. The coding region runs from base 223 to 6249 and encodes 2008 amino acids.
GCAUUGUUUCAGAUUUACCCUGAGAGAGUUCAAGGAUUUGAUUUUUCAAAUGUGUUUUUUAUUGAGAGAAGGAAAUCACUUUCACAAACACUUCCUCCGUGGCAUAAAGCAGUGGGUUUCAGCUUAGCCCACAGACUGGAAGCUGGAAGUACCUUACAGAAUGAGGAUUUGUGCAGUGAUUCAACUGGUCAUAAAAGGAAACUUUGUCAAAUAAGAGUCCAAAUGAAGUCCAGAGUAUCCUGGAUUGAAAGGACCUUCUGUAAAAGGGAAUGUAUGAAAGUAAUACCCAGCUCAAGAGAUCCACACAGAUGCGUUCCAGGAUGCCAGGUGUGCCAGAACCUAAUCAGGUGUUGCUGUGGCCGCCUUAUUGGAGACCACUCUGGAUUUGUUUUCAGCUCCCCAGUCUCCAUGUCUGCCCAGGCUAACGGGGAAGAGGAAUGGUCCACCGAAAAACACACCCAGACCAGCCCGACUGAUGCUUUUGGUACCAUUGACUUUCAAGAUGGGGCUCAUUCAUAUCGCGCUAAGUACAUCCGAGUUUCCUAUGAUACCAAGUUGGAUCUGCUAUUACAUCUUAUGGUAAAAGAAUGGCAAAUGGAACUGCCCAAGCUGGUGGUCUCAGUCCAUGGUGGCAAUCAGAACUUUGAGCUUUCACCAAAGUUAAAGCAGAUUUUUGGGAAAGGGUUGAUUAAAGCUGCUCAAACCACCGGAGCCUGGAUAGUGACAGAAGGCAUUAACAAAGGUAUAUCCAGACAUGUAGGUGAUGCACUGAAGGCCUAUGGGUCCCAGCAUUUACAGAAGAUCUGCACAAUAGGAAUCACCCCGUGGGGAGUGAUUGAAAACCAGAGUGACCUCAAAGGAAAAGAUGUAGUCUGUCCAUACCAGACAUUGGGCAAUCCUCUCAGCAAGCUGACCUGCCUCAAUAGCAUGCACUCCCAUUUCAUAUUGGUCGAUGAUGGAACAGUUGGAAAGUAUGGGAAUGAGAUUAAGUUGAGGAGGAAACUGGAAAAGUACAUUGGACUUCAAAAAAUACACUCAAGAAUGGGUCAAGGUGUUCCAGUGGUUGGCCUGGUAGUUGAAGGUGGCCCCAAUGUGAUCCUCUUGAUGUGGGAGUAUGUCAGGAACACUCCGCCUGUGCCUGUUGUGGUCUAUGAUGGGACAGGCAGGGCUGCUGACCUCCUGGCUUUUGCAUACAAACACACGGCUGAUGGCAGGCCACUUCAUCCAGAUGUUGAAGGAGAGAUAAUGCUUAUGAUCCAGAAGACUUUCAGCUUAGGACAGAAACAGUCAGAUCACCUGUUUAAAACUGUAAUGGAAUGUAUGGAGCAUAGGGAAUCAAUUACCGUUUUUGAUGCAGAAUCAGAAGAUCAGCAAGAUAUUGACGUGGCAAUACUUACAGCUCUGCUAAAAGGUACAAAUGCUUCAGCCUCUGAUCAGCUAAGCAUUACAUUAGCCUGGGACAGAGUGGACAUUGCAAAAAAACAUAUAUUGGUCUAUGGGCAGCACUUGAAGGUUGGAUCUCUGGAGCAGGCAUUGCUGGAUGCCCUGGUUAUGGACAGAGUGGACUUUGUCAAGCUGCUGAUAGAGAACGGGGUCAGCAUGCAUCGCUUCCUCACCAUCUCCAGACUGGAGGAGCUGUACAACACGCGACAAGGACCAACAAGCCAUUUGUUGCAUCAUCUUGUUCGAGAAGUAAAACAGGGUACAAGGGUGAUUGGUUGGACUGUGAUUGUGGACUGGACUGUGAUUGAAUAUUUGAUUGGGGGAGCAUACCGGAGCAGCUACGCACGCAAACAAUUCAGACUUCUCUACAACAGCCUCUACAGACAGAGAAAGAGAGUUGGUCCUCACAGUGUUAUAAGUUUUACGAGCAGCUUUAGUCACCUUUCAGUUCAUCGGAGCGGUCAACUCGGCAGCAAACUGAAAAAUGAAGAAAACACUCCGCAUUCUCAGUUCAUCAGAACAGCUCAACCAUACAAACGGAAGGAAAAGUUGGUUUCCCUACACAAGUCAAGAAAAAAGUCCAAGGAGGAGCUGAACUUUUCUGAGGAGCAUGAUGCUCCCGAGUUCACUUACCCCUACAAUGACCUGUUUGUGUGGGCAGUGCUUAUGAGGCGACAGAAGAUGGCUAUGUUCCUUUGGCAACAUGGGGAAGAGGCUAUGGCAAAGGCUGUGGUGGCAUGCAAGCUAUACAGGGCCAUGGCCCAUGAAGCAAAGCAGAGCAACAUGAUGGAUGAUAUCUCAGAGGAACUGAAGACCUACUCAAAAGAAUUUGGGCAGUUGGCUGUGGACCUUUUAGACAACACCUUCAGACAGAAUGAGCGGAUGGCCAUGAAGCUUCUGACCUAUGAGCUGAAGAACUGGAGUAACUCCACUUGCUUAAAGCUGGCGGUAUCCUCAGGACUGCGGUCCUUUGUCUCUCACACUUGCACCCAGAUGUUACUCACCGACAUGUGGAUGGGGCGCUUGAACAUGAGGAAAAACUCCUGGUUCAAGGUUAUCCUGAGUAUCAUGUUGCCUCCAACCAUUUUAAUGUUGGAGUUCAAAAGCAAGGCUGAAAUGUCCCACAUUCCUCAGUCCCAGGAGUUCCACCAGUUCAAUUGGCAUCAUGCGGAUCACGGGACCAACAAUGGCCAAGACGAGCAGCCAAUGAGAGAGUAUGAUCCUGAGAAGGGGCAAGAUAAAUAUGAAGAAAGCCCAGAAUUCUCAGUCAGUACAACACAAAGGGAACUUCUGUGGACAAGGAAGGUCUAUGAGUUCUACAACGCGCCCAUUGUCAAGUUCUGGUUCCAUACAAUAGCAUAUCUGGUAUUCCUGAUGUUGUUUACCUACACAGUCCUUGUGAAGAUGGAACCCCAGCCCACAAGCCUUGAGUGGGUGGUCAUUAUCUACAUUUUUACAACAGCAAUUGAGAAAGUCCGGGAGGUCUUUAUGUCUGAGCCAGGAAAAUUCAGUCUGAAGAUCAAAGUCUGGUUUAAUGAGUACUGGAACUUCACAGAUUCUUUAGCCAUUGUUCUGUUUGCAAUCGGGUUUGGUUUACGCUGGACAGAUAAGCCUGUGCAGACAGCAGGGAGGAUUAUUUACUGCCUGGACAUUAUUUUCUGGUAUUUGCGACUUCUGGACUUGUUUGCUGUGAACCAACAUGCAGGCCCAUAUCUGACAAUGAUUCGAAAGAUGACUGCAAAUAUGUUUUACAUAGUGAUAUUGAUGGCCAUUGUACUGCUUAGCUUUGGGGUAUCAAGAAAAGCUAUUCUUUCACCAGAUGAGUCCCCUUCAUGGAAGCUGGCUCGAGAUAUUGUAUUCCAGCCAUAUUGGAUGAUAUUUGGUGAAGUCUAUGCUGAUGAAAUUGAUGCCUGUGAAGAGGAUCCAGACUGCCCACCUGGAUCCUUUCUGACCCCAUUUCUGCAGGCGGUGUAUCUCUUUGUUCAGUACAUCAUACUGGUCAAUCUGCUUAUUGCUGUCUUCAACAAUGUGUACAAUGAUAUGAAAUUAAUCUCCAGCAAACUGUGGAAGUAUAACCGCUACCGUUACAUCAUGACCUAUCAUGAGAAGCCUUGGCUGCCACCGCCUUUGAUUAUCUUAAGUCAUAUAACUCUAUAUAUCAGCCACCUGUGUCGACAUCAAGCAAAUAACGAGCUUGACCAAGAAAAAGAUGAUGUUGGUUUAAAGCUGUACUUGAGCAAAGAGGAACUGAAGAAGCUGCAUGAUUUUGAAGAAAAGUGUGUGAUAAAGUACUUUUGUGAAAAGAAUGAAAAUCUCCAUUCAAGCCAUACUGAAAGAAUAAAAGUUACAACAGAAAGAGCUGAAGAGAUGUUCAUGCAGUUAAAAGAGGUCACUGAGAAAGUCUGCUUCAUCAAGGAGUCCUUGCAGUCUCUGGACAGUCAGCUAGGGCAUCUUCAGGACCUCUCUGCCCUGACUGUCGACACUCUGACAGUCAUGUCUGCAGUGGACAACUUGAAAGUGGAAGAAGCCUUCUUGGCCCACAAGAAGCAUGCCUCCUGUAGAAAGCUGCCUCACAGCUGGAGCAACCCAAAGCUGGUGGAUAACUCCAAUGAAGAAAUCACAAAGAAGUACAACUACUACAGCAGCCCACCCUCCCUGCUUCGAAACCUGGCACAGAGUCAGCAGCCUUCAGAGUGCUAUGAUCCGGAAGAUAAAGAGGAGGAGGUACUGGAGUCUCAAACAGCCAUAAAGCUCAACUGCCAUCAGCUGGGAAUGGAAAAAGAGAUGGAUACUUCCAAGGUGUUGUCUGAACCUCAGUCUACUAAGAAGUGUGGUCAAUUCCUGCUGGUGCCAUCCCAUGCAGUCUGCAUGAAUGUGUCAUUCCCAUACACACCUACCAGAUAUGGUACCCAGGCCGAGAAAAGCAUUUGCAGCACACCUGCCCAGCUCUUCUUUCAGAAAUCAUCCACUUCUGUCAAAGACACAGUAGACUAUCAUGGGAAAAGCUGGGACUCCAUGGUUCAGCUGCAACGGGACAAGUAUAACCAUGGGACUGACAAGCAACUGCUUAGUCCUCAGUCUUCCACCCAGGUCAGUCAUAUGUCCCUGCUGUCAGAGAGUCACAGUGAAGGAUGUUCUGCUGGGUACGUCAACUUGGCUUUCAGUGAGGGCAAUGAACCUGGAAUAUGCAACCAGGUUCAAAGAAGGGAGGGGAGGAUGUGCAUUCAUUCAGAGUACAAUACAGACUGUAACUGCACCUGCAGCAAAUUUAGAAAAGUCCAGAUCAAGGAGUCAGAUUCUUUCUCCUACAACUGGGACCGCUGCGGAAACAGCACUGAGAGUUUAGAGUCUGAGCCCAAGCGAUGGCGAAGCUCUGCCCUGUUCUUAAUCAACCCCUUGAGAAGGAACAGCUGGGCGUGCUGCAGAAGCAGCAGUGUCAGGUCACUAAGAGAAGAAAAGUUGAGUAGAACAAGCAAAAUUAAAGAUUUUGCAAAAUCAUCAGAACUCUACCAAACUGUGAGGUUCAAAAGAAAACCGCAGAGUCAUUCCGAAAAGUCUACAAAGCAACAGAAGAAAACUGCAGAGCUAUACGUACCAGAAACAACUUUUAAUGGAUGUUCUCAAGUGAGCUCUGAGAGUACACCAAUGACCAGCCAGAGUUGCUGUGAGGAGUUCAACAGGAACUGGUUUACUAUAUCCAGCUUCAAACAACUAAGUUUAGAACACAUUAGUUUACUACACCAGAAGCUUCAGAAUCAAGAAAAUAAUUUGAUCUCACUGCCGUCCUGUGAAUUUGAGCAGACUGAUGGUACUGGAUGGUACAGCAGGAAAAACAAUCUUAGCAGGAAAUCCUCGGAACAAAGUACAAGUGGGAUUGAAGGAAUAAAUGCCUCUUCUCAAGACCUGAACCAUCACUAUUCAGCUGUUGAAAGAAACAACUUGAUGAGACUUUCACAAACUAUACCAUUUACUCCAAUUCAUCUUUUUGCUGGAGAGGAGGUGACUAUUUACAGACUAGAGGAGAGCUCACCCACCACUCUGGACAAGAGCAUGUCCUCCUGGUCCCAGCACGGCCUUGCUGCUAUAAUCCAGCCCCUGUCUCGCGAGGAGAUGGGCGGCGGCCUUCGGAGAGCCAUGAAGGCGGCCUGCACCUGGUCUGAGGGAGAUGUGCUCAAGCCAGGGGAAGUUUACAUCGUCAAAUCCUUUCUGCCAGAGGUGGUCAAGACGUGGCAGAAGAUAUUCAAGGAAGGGACUGUGCUUCAACUAUGCCUGAGGGAAAUCCAGCAGCAACGUGCCGCUCAGAAACUCAUCUACACAUUCAACCAAGUGAAGCCCCAUACCAUCUCUUACACCCCCAGAUUUCUGGAAGUGUACCUGCUCUACUGCCACUCUGCUGAUGAGUGGCUGACCAUAGAAAAGAACAUGAAUGGGGAGUUUAGGAAAUACAACAACAACAACGGAGAAGAGAUCACCCCUGUUAAUUUGCUAGAAGAAACAAUGCUGGCUUUCUCCCACUGGACAUACGAAUAUACUAGAGGAGAACUGUUGGUUCUUGAUCUACAAGGUGUUGGUGAAAAUCUUACAGAUCCUUCAGUCAUCAAACCAGAAAACAAAGAGUCCCGAGAUGUGCCAUUUGGACCUGCUAACCUAGGAGAAGAUGCCAUUAAAAAUUUCACUGAAAAACAUCAGUGCAACUCCUGUUGUAAAAAGCUUAAACUUUCAGACUUGAGAAGAAAUGAUUAUACACCUGGAAGAAUUAACCCUGCUUUUGAAGACAUUUCAUCUGAAAUCAGCACCAGACUGUGAUUGUAAAAAUUAUGCACAAUAGACUCAGGGCCACAUUGUAAACCUCUUUUAAAGUUUAGCUAAUGCUUACCUAUGCUUUGCCAUGCUUUUGCUACAAUUACAAUGUUUUGU